AUGGCGCAGUCUUUAUUUGGAUACAGAAUACAUAGUACAGACAUUGGCGACCAUCGACCCCUACAAUCUUCAACAAUUAGUAAGAGUAGAAAUGUGGUGACAUUCAACAAUAAUUUAUAUCCAGAUUUAAAAUUAGGUACAGAUUCGAAAACUAAAGGAUACGAUAAAAACCAUAAAUACUUCUCAAAAUGUGAAGAAGGAAAGAUAUUAAACUGCAACGAAAGCAUUUUAAAAGCGAAUCAAGUCGAUGAACCAAAUGGACAACCGGUCUGUUUCCAUCUCGACAUGCAAACAUCGGACGAUGUAUUGAAAAACAAGAAGGAGAUUGUGACCAAUCAUGCUUCCAAUCUCAGAAGAGUAAACAUUCGUAGAAUGAAAAAAAUAACUAAGGACAAGUAUGAAACUGUGGGAGUCAUAUUUCACCACUAUCAUCUGUUACACAGGCCUGUCCACAGAUUGCCAUUUGAAUAA
Molecule: messenger RNA, 471 nt
Organism: Helobdella robusta
Lineage: Eukaryota; Metazoa; Annelida; Clitellata; Rhynchobdellida; Glossiphoniidae
Exons: 5
Coding region: 1-471 (156 amino acids)
Source: RefSeq, a predicted model, not a curated record